ACGGCAGAGCGUGCUGCUGGAGGUCAGGGACAUGAAAACAAGGAAAGCUCGAUAGUUUCUCUUUAAAGUAAAUAAUUAAACAGAAAUAUUGAGGGGAUCUAACAAGAUAAAAUAAUAAACCCAGUCAGGAUACCUGCUGUUAGUUGGAUAAAACUAGUGGCAACGUUUCUACAAGUCAGGCGUUUACAGAUUUCUGUUACGACAUCUUGCUAAGGUUAGCUCUGCUCGGCUAGCUGCUUCUAGUCCGAGUCUCCAGGAAGGUUUCCAGUCAUGGACAACAACUCACAGGGAUCGGGGGGAUUCAAAGCGGGCCUCGGGGGUCUUUUUGGCGGUGGUGCCCCUGAAUACUCCAACACAGAGCUCGCCGGUGUCCCCCUGACAGGGAUGAGUCCUCUGUCCCCCUACCUCAACGUCGAUCCCCGUUACCUGGUUCAGGACACGGAUGAGUUCAUUUUACCAACAGGGGCCAAUAAGACCAGAGGACGGUUUGAGCUGGCUUUCUUCACUAUUGGAGGAUCCUGUAUGACUGGAGCUGCACUGGGAGCUUUCAACGGUCUGAGGAUGGGCUUGAAGGAGACCAGAGACAUGCCGUGGUCCAAACCUCGUAACGUACAAAUCUUGAACAUGGUGACCAGGCAGGGGGCUUCGUGGGCCAACUCUCUCGGUUCUGUCGCCCUGUUGUAUAGUGCUUUUGGCGUGGCGAUAGAGAAAGCCCGAGGGGCAGAAGAUGAUAUAAACACCGUGGCUGCCGGCACGCUAACGGGGAUGCUCUUCAAAUCCAGCGGAGGACUAAGGAGCGCGGCUCGUGGAGGUCUGGUUGGUUUAGCUGCAUCUGGUGCCUACGCCCUUUACAACAACUGGGAGCAUCUCACCGGCUCCUCCUCGCCCUCCUCCGCCCGGCUCUACUGACCCUGACCGCCAUCUUCACCGUUCGGACGCAGCAUUUUAUCACAGGCGGUUAAAUUCUGUUCUUUUCCCACCUCAGUCCAUCGCCUCCGAGCAUUCUGGGAAUUAGGACAGAAAAGUGAAUUCCUCUGUUAGCCUGUUUUUUUCUCAUCAGUGAGGAUGUAUGGAAUCCUGACUCCUAUUUUUAUUGAUCGUGACUCAUCAGUCUGCAGUGAGAAAGCGUCACGACAUUUAGCUUAAAGAUCAGACUCACAGGGCAGCACCUGGCGUGCCGUCAGGAUGAGGCGUUUCUGACCAAAAGACUU
Cyprinodon variegatus (sheepshead minnow) is the source of this 1211-nucleotide messenger RNA. It is a transcript of the gene timm23a, whose product is annotated as translocase of inner mitochondrial membrane 23 homolog (yeast). Lineage: Eukaryota; Metazoa; Chordata; Actinopteri; Cyprinodontiformes; Cyprinodontidae. The transcript has 7 exons. Gene Ontology annotation, molecular function: transmembrane protein transporter activity. Gene Ontology annotation, biological process: protein import into mitochondrial matrix. Bases 271 to 909 code for a protein of 212 amino acids. Gene Ontology annotation, cellular component: TIM23 mitochondrial import inner membrane translocase complex; mitochondrial inner membrane. The record is from RefSeq and is a predicted model, not a curated record.